ACUACUAGUUUAUUAAUUAUUUUCCUUGAAAAUACAUUUAAAACAAACAAAAUGGGAACGCAGAAACCUGGAGAAUGGGCUAAUUCGCUCAUUGCCCGAUUCGAAGACCAACUACCAUACAAAACUGGGGCUCAGAACCUCCAUUCUCGUAGAAAUGAAGAACAGUUAAUGAAAAACAGCAAAGCAUGUUUAGUUCAGAUAAGUCGGCAUCGCUUCUCUUUGGUGAUUGCUGGCUUAACAAAAAUAUUGCAGAGAGUCAAUGAAUUGUAUCCACCAACGACCACUACAUGCGUCAACCGGCCUCAAACGGAGCUGGAGAAGGGUUACCAUGAUAGUUUAGUAAUGGUCUUAGAUACACUAGAGAUAUGCCUCAGCUCUCAGCCCAAGUCCACGGCGAAGUACGAGGAAGCAAUGAACGUUAAGAUCUUAUUGCGAGAAGUUUGCCAAUUCAUUGAUCUUCGAAACGAGAGCAACGUCAACAGCACCCUCCUCAGGCAAUUAGCGAGUAAAGUACUCUUCGCUCUCAGUCUCAAUUUUUUCAAUGCAGUUUUCAAUAGGAUAAGCGCACGAUUACAGGAAUUAGCAUCUAGCUCAGAAGAAAACCCCGAUUACACUGAUAUAGAGCUGAUACAGCACGUCAAUGUUGACAUAUUGAGGCUUAUACGGCUUUUGACAGAAUCUAUUCAAAAGUUUAAAUUGUUAAGAAAAUCAGCGCAUAUAGUACUCGUUGUGUCGCUGGAGAAAGCUGUCUGGAAUUGGAUAGACACAUACCCGCAGGAAUUCGCAGAAGUCCAAUGGCGGUCUAACGAUGAAUUAAGUAAAUGCUGCGACACACUCUUCGAGAUCCUACAAGAUAGUAUCUCGGACAACAAGAAGUCGAGGGUGGCGAUGUGGCCGCUGCAGAUUAUGUUAUUGAUUUUGAAUCCUAAAGUUCUGGAAGAAAUAGUGAACGCUGACAGCGGGGCGCCGUACAGUCCGCGACACACGAAGAAGAAGCACUUCAUAGACACUCUUAAGCGCGGACUUAGCCCCCAAAACAAUUGGAAGCAGAUAACAGAAGCUGCAAUAGUGACGUGCGUUAAGCUCUGCAAGGCCUCAACUUACGUGAAAAUAGCUGACUCGGGUAACGUUAUCUUCGUGCUCGUCAAAUCCGUCAUUAAUGACCUUAAGUCGCUGCUGUUCAACCCCGAGAAGCCGUACGCUCGCGGCGCGCCGUACCCCGGGUACUCGGAGCUGGACCUGCUGACGGACUGCUUCGUGUCGCUGUUCCGCGUCAUGCCGCACUCCAACGACACGCACAAAGUGUGCCUGAACCUCCUCACCAACAUCUCCUACCACUACCACUACGUCAUCGUCGACUCGCUACUCAGGAUAAUCAAACAGCCUCGAUUGCCGUGGUGGCCGCAAAUUGAGCUGCUCUACUCGAGAGCUGCGGAACUACGGGCAAUGUUUACGGCCACGUUGAACAAAGCAAAGCAGGCCUAUAAAGUCCAAUCGCCAUUACGAAUGAUAUCAUUAUCACUAAAGUCUAAAGAAGUUCAAUCGAAAUUCAACAAGUCAGAAGAGAUGACAGCGUAUGGGAACCUGCUCCUACUGCUUGUGAAACUAGUUCACGCUGAUCCCAAGCUCAUGUUGAGUAAUCGCAGCCGUACGGGGAUAGAGAUCCAAUCGUCUACUAUGGAACUGAUCGACGGGCUCGUAUCACUUGUUCAUCACACCGGAAUGGAGGAGAUAUCCCAGGAGGCGAUGGACGCGCUGCUCGCCCUGCACAGGCCGGAUAGGGUGCACAUGUGGAACCCUGAAGCGCCGCUCGACACUUUCUGUGAUUUCAGCUCGCAAAUUCUGUACAACAUAAGUCAGAAGCUGAUCCAGCGAGAGAUCGGGAACUAUCGCGAAGUGCUGCGUUGGCUGCGCGACGUGCUGACAUGCCGGAACGAGUUCCUCGCCAAGCAGAAGGACUACGCCAACGUCAGCUCACAGAUACCGAAAUGCAAACAGGCGCAUUUUAAUUUGGAGGUGGUGUUCUUCAUGUACCUGUGGUCCAUCGACACGGAGGCGGUGCUGGUGGCCAUGUCGUGCUUCGCCCUGCUGUGCCAGGAGGCCGACUCGCGCUGCGGCUCGGACGACGUGUCGGUGCACACGCUGCUGCCCAACUACGCCGUGUUCCAGGAGAUCGCGCACACUUCCACCGUGCUCACCACCGGUUCAGCAGCUCUUCAAAAACGUAUAAUGGCAUUGCUGAGGAAGAUAGAACAUUGCGUGAACGGUGUUCAGCCUGCCUGGGAGGAGACGUUUAUACGUUGGGACUCGGUGUGCAAGCUGCAGCAGAAGUACCCGAAGGGCGUGGCGGGUGACAAGCCGCCCGAGUCGCCGCACCACGCCGCCGCCGAGUGCCGCGUGGCGCCGCACAGCGACCACGACGGGGAGGUGCGGAUGCAAAUCCAGGAAUGGGCGAACAUGACCUCGUUCCUGUGCGCUCUCGGUGGAGUUUGUCUUAAACGGAAGCCAGCCCCCGUGCGGUCUCAAUUGCACACUGACGGAAAGACGCCCCAAGAAGUCGAGUACUGUCUGGUCACCCGAUUUAUUGGCCAGCUAUUAGGAUUACUACUCUGCAGUAACGAAGGCUUCGGCGCCCAAAUACAGAGUCACGUCAAGGUAUCGGUCGGCGACGAAAUGUCUCCGGCACUGUACCCGAUACUAUUCGAUCAAAUAAAAGCAAUAGUCGACAAGUUCUUCGAUCAGCAACAACAGGUGAUGCUAACAGAUAUAAACACGCAAUUCGUCGAACAUACGAUAUUCAUAAUGAAAAGUAUAUUGGAUAAUAAGAAGAACGACCAGCCCUGUGAACAUCUUAGCACUACAUCCAUCGAAGGAUUGAUGUUAGCCAUUGUUAGAUACGUCCGUCACCUAGACAUGACGGUGCUGUCCGUACAUAUCAAGACGAAGCUCUGCCAAGUCGUUGACGCAAUGAUGAGGCGGAGAGAUGACCUAGCUUUCAGACAGGAGAUGAAGUUCCGCAAUAAAAUGGUGGAGUACGUCACAGACUGGGUCCUCGGGACCUCGCAUCAAAUCGCACUGCCCCUGAGGGCGGACGCUUCCUCCAUUACCAGGUAUUAUAUUUCCAGGGAGCUGGACCAGGCCUGCAUGGAGGCCGUGGCGGCACUGCUUAAAGGUCUGCCGCUGCAGCCCCAGGAGUCCAACCGUGGAAAACUCAUGGAGGCCAAGAGCCAGCUCUUCUUGAAGUAUUUCACUCUAUUCAUGAACUUACUGAACGAUUGCAACGAGGUCGAGCUGACGGAGGGCCCGGGACGUCUGGACACCUUAAGGAACGCGACCAUCCAGGCCAUGUCCAACUUACUUUCCGCGAAUAUCGACUCCGGAUUCAUGCAUAGUAUUGGUUUGGGUUACCACCGCGAUUUACAAACGCGAGCUGCAUUCAUGAAAGUUUUGACGAAGAUCCUGCAGCAAGGCACAGGGUUCGACGCCCUGGCAGAGACCGUUCUGGCGGACCGCUUCGAGCAGCUCGUUCAGCUCGUCACCACGAAAUCGGAUAAGGGUGAGCUGCCGAUCGCUAUGGCGCUGGCGAGCGUGGUGGGCUCCGCUCAGAUGGACGAGCUGGCGCGCGUGCUGGUGUCGCUGUUCGACGCCAAGCACCUGCUGGCGCCGCUGCUCUUGAACAUCUUCUACCGGGAGGUUGAGGUCUGUGCGGUCUCGGACUGCAUGCAAACGUUAUUCAGGGGGAAUUCGGUAGGCAGCAAAAUUAUGGCCUUCUGUUUCAAAAUAUACGACUACGGAUACCUCCAGAGCUUACUGGAGCCGCCGAUAACAGCGCUGCUGGACGAGGCGGAUCGUAACGCUAGUUUGAGCUUCGAAAUCGACCCCGCUAGGCUGGACCCGACCCACGACAUAGAAAUCAACAGGAACAAUCUCCGAAACCUGACACACGAGGUCUUCGAGAGGAUCAUCGGUUCCGCCGAUAAAUUCCCUUCGCAGCUGCGGAGCAUGUGUCAUUGCUUGUACCAGGUCCUAAGAAAGAGAUUCGGCCAGUUUUCGCAGACAAAUGUGGGAGUGGUUGGUGCCGUUUUAUUCUUACGGUACAUAAAUCCAGCCAUAGUGUCCCCUCAGGAGAUGGGAAUAGUGAAUCGACCCAUUCCACCUCACAUCAAGAGAGGGCUCCUGCUCAUGUCGAAGGUUCUGCAGAACAUCGCGAACCACAUGGAGUUCUCCAAGGAGCAACAUAUGUUGCCCUUCAACGAUUUCCUGAGGGAACACUUUGAAGCUGGACGCAAGUUCUUCAUAGAGAUAGCAUCGGACUGCCAGUCGGUGGACCAGACCUCGCACAACCUAUCCUUCAUCAGCGACGUGGUGGCGCUGCAUCGCCUGCUGUGGAACCACCAGGAGAAGAUCGGAGACUACCUGUCCUGCAGCCGUGACUACAACGACGUCGGGCGGCGACCCUUCGACAAGAUGGCAACACUUCUCGCCUAUCUGGGACCACCUGAACAUAAGUCUGUGGAAUCCACUUCAAGUCUUCUGUUCUCGUCGUACGCGCGCUUGUCUUCCAUUGACAUGUCGUCACCGAUUUUCGAGGAGCUUAUAGUCGAGCACAAUAUGCACCAGAAAGAAGAAUAUAAGAGCAUACAGAGUUUAAAUAUCUUCUACCAGGCCGGCACCAGCAAGAUCGGUAACCCGGUCUUCUAUUUCAUUUCUAGGAGAUACAAGAUUGGUGAAAUAAAUGCGAACUUGUUCAUAUACCACGUGAUUAUAACCCUGAAGCCGUUCUGCCAGAAACCGUUCGAGUUGAUCGUCGACUUCACACACACGAACUCGAAUAACCGGUUCAGGACGAACUUCCUGCAGAAGUGGUUCAGCGUGCUCCCUGAGGUGGCGUACUCUAGCGCGCACGCGUGCUACAUCUACAACUGCAACAGCUAUGUGCGGGAGUACACCAAGUUCCACGAGUCCAUUCUGGCGCCGCUCAGGGGCAAUAGAAAGCUCAUAUUCAUAGAUAACAUCAGUCGCCUCAGCGAUUACGUUGAUCCGGAACAGCAGAUGUUACCAGGAACGACUUUGGCCUUGGGAGGACAUCUAACGGUCUUCAAGAAUGUUUUGAAAUUGUCGCACAAAGACACCAAAGUUACCAUAAAGGUGGGAAAAACGGCUCUUCAAAUAACGUCAGUCGAGAAGUCGAAAGUGUUGGGUUUGCCAGUUCUCUUGAACGACGUUUACUACGUUUCGGAGAUUGACGAGGUGUAUCUCGUGGACGACAAACAGUUCUCGCUGUCCAUCAUCAACGAGUGGACCCCUCUGAGCUUCAUCCACGACGACUGUAAGAACAUCGUGCAAUCCAUCAUACAUAUCCGGCACAGCUGGGAGCUGACACAGCCUGACUCGGUGACGGUCCACCAGAAGAUCCGGCCCAAGGACGUCCCUGGCACGCUGCUGAACAUGGCGCUGCUGAACCUCGGCUCCAGCGACCCCACGCUGCGGACGGCCGCCUACAACCAGCUGUGCGCGCUCACCGACACCUUCCACCUCAAGAUCGAGGGGCUGCUGCUGGAGACCUCGGGACUCUGCAUUCCUUCCAACAACACGAUCUUCAUAAAGACGGUCAGCGAGAAACUCGCUCACAACGAACCGCACCUGACCCUCGAGUUCCUGGAGGAAUGUAUACAGGGUUUCCGAGUAUCGACCAUUGAGCUGAAACAUUUGUGCCUAGAAUACAUGACGCCUUGGUUGCCUAACUUAGUCAGAUUUUGCAAGCUGCCCGAUCAAAAGCAAGUUGGCCAAAUUUUAGAAAAACUGAUCACUCUAACCAUUGAGGAGACGGAAAUGUUCCCCUCGGUGCAGGCUAAGAUUUGGGGCACCAUCGGCCAGGUGCCCGAACUGAUCGAUAUGGUGCUGGACAGCUUCAUAGAGCGAAGCGUCAACUCUGGUCUCGGAUCUCCAAUGGUCGAGAUAAUGGCGGAUACGGCGGUAGCCUUGGCCUCCGCGAACGUUCAGCUCGUAUCUAAGAAAGUUAUCGACAGAAUGUAUAGUGCUCUGUCCAAACUACUAAACAAUACACUUAAUCCUGAGACCGCAGCCAGAGCUGUAGAUAAGACUUGCCUCUCGGCGAGGCCGAUGCUGGAACAACAUAUGAUGUGGGUUGAUAUUGCCAUCCUCGCUAGAUACUUGAUGAUGCUGUCCUUCAACAACUGCCUGGACGUGGCGAGCCACCUGCCGUACCUGUUCCACAUGGUGACGUUCCUCGUGUGCUCGGGCACCGUGUCCAUGCGCGCCUCCAUGCACGGGCUCGUCAUCAACAUUAUACACUCGCUCUGCACCUGCAACUCGCCCAGCUUCUCGGAGGAGACGCGGCGAGUCUUAAUGUUAUCAUUGGACGAGUUCGCUUUGCCGAAAUUCUACCAAAUGUUCGGUAUAUCUAAAGUGAAGUCAGCUGCCUUGACCGCGUUCAGAAGUCCCUACAAGAGACACAUUGCAGAUUGGUACUCAGAGCAUUCGUACACUUGCUCGGAAUUGAGUUGCGGAGCGCCUUCAGCAUCCGGGGGUCUAGUGGGUGCCCUCACAGUGGCUCAGCCGGGCGGCUCGCAGUCUGACCGCGAACGUCUUCCACUACAGUCGUUGGAGGUCAUCACAGACGCGUUACUCGAGAUCAUGGAGACGUGUAUGAAGGAUAUACCGAACUGUGACUGGUUGAACACGUGGACAUCUUUAGCGAACAAAUAUACAUUUAGCAUCAACCCGGCGCAUCAGCCGCGUGCGUUGAUCGUGUUCGGAUGUAUCAGUAAGAACGUAACAGAUGACGAUAUGAAGCAACUCCUGCACAUACUCGUGAUGGCAUUGAAGUCGUUCAACGAUCUGGCGCUGCUGGAGGCCAUAAUCAUGUGCCUGACGAGACUGCAGCCACUGUUACACCCAGAAUCACCAAUCCUCAAAGCGUUGUUCUGGGUGGCGUUAUCCGUUCUACAGUUGGACGACCCGACGCUAUACGCGGCCGGUCUCGCCCUGAUGGAACAGAAUUUACACACCCUGGACUCGCAAGGAGCUUUUGAUAAUAAAACAUUGGAGGAUGUAUUGAUGGAAACACGGGAGCCCUUCGAAAGGUACUUCAAGCUGCUCGAUGACGCCGUCGGACUGAGCUUCUGCUCCAACUUCCACUUCGCGCUGGUGGGCCACCUCAUCAAGGGGUUCCGCCACCCGGCGGGCGGCACGGUGUCGCGCACGUGCCGCGUGCUGUCCGCGCUGCUCGCCCUCGCCGCGCGCCCCGCCCACGACAAGUUCCAGCCCACCACGCGCACCGUCGCCUACCUCACGGCGUUGGUAUGCGUCAGCGAGGAGGUCCGGUCACGGUGUCACGUCAAGCACUCGUUGCCGAAAUGGUUGCCGGAUAAUUGCGACUACUACUGUCCCCCCGUUGAACACCGUCGGUCUUCAAUGCUAAUACAGCCACAGUCCUCCCACACCUCGCGUCACGGGCGAAGGCAGAAGUCCUGUGACGUGCUGGACCAGACUACGUCUUCAGUACACGGGGGGAAAUCCCCGUCCCCUCAGUCGUCGAGCAGCGGCAGUCACAGCCCGCACUUACUUUAUAUUGCAUAUCAGCCGUUAGACGAUGACGGUCGUGGUUCUCCCGGCAGCACGGACGAGAUUGAACGCCCUUCGUCCACCAAGUCUGGCGCUAGCGAUUGCCCGGAUGCCGCUACAAAGCCGGUAGACGAUGACGGUCGUGGUUCUCCCGGCAGCACGGACGAGAUUGAACGCCCUUCGUCCACCAAGUCUGGCGCUAGCGAUUGCCCGGAUGCCGCUACGAAGCAAUCAUCUGAAGACAAAGAGUCUAGCAGUCCGGAAUGCAACUCGCUGCUGGACCCGUCCGUGCUCUGCGACUUCACCACGCAGGCGCUCGUCUUGACCGUUCUCGCCACACUGGUUAAAUAUACCACAGAUGAAGAUGAAAUAAGGAUACUCUACCAGUACCUGGCGGACGGUUCAGUGGUGUUCCCGAAAGUGUUUCCCGUCAUCCACAGUCUCCUGGAUAUGAAGAUCAACAAUGUUCUAAUGCAUUGCCACGAUCAAGUGAUUCUGAGCGCGGUACAGAGCAUCAUACAGAAUAUGAUAGCGUCGGAGGACGCGAGUCAGCAGCAGCUGCACUACAUGCAGAGUCGCGGCUUCGGAGGCCUCUGGAGGUUCGCGGCGCCCUUCACCAAGAACCAGUGCACGGCGGUGAACAGCGCGUUCGUGUACUACCUGGUGACGAUGGUGGAAAAAUAUCUCCCGGGUGACGACUGCGUGCGGCAACCGUCCCCCGACCCCGACCGAUCCGAUCGAAUCGACCGACCCGAGCGCCCCGAGCGACUCGACCUGCACGACCUCGACCAGCGGUUUCCGGGGUAAUCGCCAACCUACAAUAUUCUGUCCAGAUCGAGAGUCGUAGUUUAAUAAUGACGCGUUGGCAAUUGUAGAAAAAACUGCAAACGAAAAUUAAUAAUAUCAAGCCCAUACCUUUAAAAAAAAUGGUGCAAAUAUCCACAAACGUAAAAAACAAUGAAUCGAGAAACGGAACACAGCGUUCUGUGCCCUAUUGCUAAAAGGCCUAAAGUAUAUUUUUGAUUCAAAUGUAAAUAUCAUAUGCUAAAUCGUUUAAAUAUAAUAAAAUUAAUUUGCAACACGGCAUAAAGAUCAUAUUGCUCAUACCAACAGUACUACAACAGUACUACACAAAAGGGUUAUGUUAUAUUGAACAAAGAACAUCUAAUCCUCGUUUCUAUUUAUAUAACAAAAGAAAAGGUUAUUGAUAUAGGCCCUUCUAGCACCGGGACACAGCGUUAUAUAUAAUAAUAAUUAAUAAUGUAUUAGUCAAUUA
Nymphalis io (European peacock) is the source of this 8863-nucleotide messenger RNA. RefSeq names its product neurofibromin-like. Gene Ontology annotation, biological process: regulation of GTPase activity. NCBI's taxonomy places the organism in Eukaryota, Metazoa, Arthropoda, Insecta, Lepidoptera, Nymphalidae. Bases 52 to 8394 code for a protein of 2780 amino acids. The transcript has 66 exons. The record is from RefSeq and is a predicted model, not a curated record.